Ogataea haglerorum is the source of this 582-nucleotide messenger RNA. RefSeq lists its product as uncharacterized. The transcript has a single exon. Lineage: Eukaryota; Fungi; Ascomycota; Pichiomycetes; Pichiales; Pichiaceae. The record is from RefSeq and is a predicted model, not a curated record. Bases 1 to 582 code for a protein of 193 amino acids.
AUGAGUGUUUUGGAAACCAAUUUACGACGCAUAAACGAGAUCAACCAGUCCAUACAAACACUCUACUACCGCGCUGGAGGGAUCUUCAGUAAUUCUCUGCUGGAAUCUCUCGACACUACGCAACAGAUACGCGACAUCCAAGAAGAUGAGCUCAUCCUGCUUAGGGGCCAGUCGCUAGCGCAGUUAGACGUGGAUGAGGGUAGCGUGCCACAACUGGCUGCCGUGAAAAGCUCUCUAGAGCAGCUGAAAGACGACCCAAACGAGGACGCGAUGGUGCGGCUCAGCCUGAUGUACCAACGGCUACUGCAGUACGCAUCUGUCUACAAAAUCGAGGAGUCGCAAAGAAACGCGAUCCAGGAAAAUCUCAACGAAGCCACGGCCGCUGUGGCCGCGCUAAACGAGUACAGAACGGCGCUGGAGGCGAUGCAGGAUGAGCUUGUGAUAUGGAACCAUUUGGGGGUCCAGGGAGGAGUCCAGGGCGAAAUGGUGGUGGCAGUCGCGUCUGAGGACAGCGAGGAUGUCGCUGGGCUGAUCGAGAAGGAGGAAGCCGAGCUGGCGGCUCUGUCGGAGGACAAGAGCUGA